AAGCGGGGCGCCGCGGCGCAGGAAGCGACGGCGGCGUAGUGCUGCGGCGGUGCUGCGCGGGCCGCCCCUGAGUCAGCGGAGCGGGCGGGCCGCGCCUCCCCGCGCCCCUCCCGCGCGGCCUGGCGCCCCGUCGCCGCGCCGCAGCUGCGGGCAGUCGGCGAGAGGCGGGCGAGCGCGCCGCGCCGCGGGGAGCAGCUGGAGCAAGUGAGGCGUGACAGUGACUCAGUUUGUACACCUGUGCAAUGAAGGAACCCAAACCGGUCAUCAGCCUCCGGAAAUAGCACCAGGGACUUCGCCAGCACCACACGUUAAGUCACUGAUUAAAAUAUCACAAACAACUGCCCUUUUGUAAAACAAAGUGAGGAAAAACAAUCGUACUUGGCAACAAUGAGGUAUUUUCACUUCUGUAAGCUUCCAGGACGAGUUAUGGGAAUCCGCCUACUUCGCUUCACUUCUGUGGUGAUCAUUGUCUUACUUCUUGUAGCAGGUGCUUUAACAGCUUUGCUUCCCAAUAUCAAAGAUGACAAAAUGCCCAAUUUGAGAAGGGAACCAAAAACCCAGAGUCAGUCUGCCUUGGAUUCAUUUACCCUUAUUAUGCAGACAUACAAUAGAACCGACUUACUGCUAAAACUUUUAAAUCAUUAUCAAGCCAUUCCCCAUCUGCACAAGGUAAUUGUUGUUUGGAACAAUGUUGGUGAGAAGAUACCAGAGGAGAUGUGGAAUUCCCUGGGGCCUCAUCCUGUCCCCGUUGUCUUUAAAGUUCAAACGGUAAAUCGCAUGAGGAACAGACUCCAGAAUUUCCCUGAGCUGGAAACAAAAGCUGUUUUAAUGAUGGAUGAUGAUACACUAGUCAGUGCCCAUGACCUUGCUUUUGCCUUCUCUGUUUGGCAGCAAUUUCCAGAGCAGAUAGUGGGAUUUGUUCCUAGAAAGCACAUUUCUACUCCUUCGGGUAUAUACACAUAUGGCAGCUUUGAAUUGCAGAACCCUGGAUUUGGAAAUGGAGAUCAGUAUUCUAUGGUACUUAUUGGUGCAGCAUUUUUCCACAGUGGAUAUCUAGCAGAUUUUCAAAAACAGCCAGAAGCUGUUUAUGCCUUAAUAGAUGAAACUCAAAAUUGUGAUGAUAUUGCCAUGAAUUUUCUAGUGGCAAAGCAUACUGGAAAGUCUUCAGGAGUGUUUGUGAAGCCUGUUGAUAUAAGGAAUUUAGAAAAAGACACUAACAGUGGCUAUUCUGGGAUGUGGCACCGAGCAGAGCAUUUGUUACAGAGAUCUUAUUGUGUAAACAAACUGGUUAAUAUUUACGAUGGCAUGCCCUUAAAAUAUUCUAAUAUCAUGAUUUCUCAGUUUGGUUUUCCUAAUUAUGCCAAUCACAAAAAUAAAAUGUAAACUGAUCUGUUUAAGAGGGCAGAUGUUAACCAAUACUCAGUGAAUUGUACUAAGUGCAAGGAGAUAAGUAUAGAUUACUGCAUCUUGGUCAUCCAUAUUCAUAGCCUCUGAAUUUUUUCCGUAUGGCUUUUUAUGUAUUUUUUCCUUCCUUACUAAUUCUGUAAACUAAAAACUGUAUGCUAAUGUUUAGGUGUAAUAAAAUCAUCCUCUUUCCUUAAAAAUCCAAGAAGCUUUUUACAGUUAAUUACAGGCCAGCUGUUCAGAAACAUGCACACAAAAAUGCACUCCUACACUUCAGUAGGAGUUUUGAUUUACCAUUCUUUAUAUAUAUAUUCUUUUGUAAUAUAUGUAUCUAGUCAAAUGAUGUCUAGGCAUAUUUUUGAUAGUCGCAUGUUGAGACGUGUUCCUUUUCCCCUCCUCACCUCACUGCAGUUCCCCAGGAAACUAUAGAAGGGCUACAGUAAGCUGUUGGCUAGGCUUCUAGACUCCUGUACAAAACCCCUUUGAAGUUUGUAUAUAAGCUAUUAUUCUGUAUUCUGAGAUAUUCCUGAAGCUGAUAUGAAAGCAAGCCAGAAGACUACUACACCUUAAUCUCAGCCCUAAAACUAUUGCCUACAACAUGUGAUAUUGCUAAGAUAGUGGAUAAUGAUCUCUUUGAUACAGCUUCUUUUUCUGGAGUUGCUGAAACAAUGCUAAUCAAUUGAAAGGUAAAACCUAGUUGAUGGUGAUGUAAGAAAAAUGAAUACAUGAAAUAUGAUUCUUACAUGUGCAGCCAAAAGAAAUAGGUGCCAUAUUGCUUAUUAACACUCCCUUUAGUACUUAGUUUUGUUUUGAUAUUUUGCAUGUACAUUGUUACAAAAUGUGCCCCCCCAAAUCCUCAGUUUUAAAAACAUCUUAUUUACAACUCCAAAUAGGAAUGAGCUGUUUUACAUUUAGUCCAGAGUGUAUAUUUUGGAAUAUUAUAGGUCUAGUAUUUUUUUAACUUCUCUUUCAAUGGAAUGUUCACUUUACUUUUGGUUCCUUUCAUCUCUGCUUUUGGUGGCUAUGACAACGGAAUUAAAAUGUCAUGCAAUGAAUGGGUAAAGCAUUAUAAAAGGUAUUUUAAGGUACAGUGAUAUUUGACAGGGCCUGACUAUUAUCAGUCUCUGACCUCAUCUAUAGCAAGAAACAGAGCUAUUAUUAAUAGCUUUUGUUAGAUUGGGAGUCUGUGUAGUCUGGAAACAUUGUAUUAACAUAGGUGGGACAAAAUCCAUUUUCAUUGCAGUUACAAAACUUGUUUUGUGGUGUGGAGGAAAUGAACCAAAGGCAGUGAUUUUGUUGGAUCACAGAGUGGAAUCAAAUCUGGCAUCUAAAGUAGAUGUCAGCAUCAGCUUUUAAUCGAUUCUCAAUACCAGUGCAAAGGAAUUCAUGGGCAAUCAGUAACAGCUUAUUUCCAGUACACAAAUGGUGUGUGUAUAUAUAUAUAUAUAUAUAUUUAUUUUAAAUAGGCUAGCUGAACAAAAGGAUUAUUUGAAAGUGUAACAAGUUCUUUACAGUUGGGCUGAUUCUGGCUGUACGGUCUCUGACUUGGGGGAGGGGGGCUAUCUCGCCCUGUUCUUUCAGUAUUAGAGGAUUUGUUUUACGUUCAGUGAAGUCUUCCUAGUACUUUUGUAAGAUUUAAGGGUCAAAAUCUUAACAUAGCAGUGUAAAACCUGCUUAAUUUUGUUGUGAUAGUGAAAAGUAGAUUUUAAUUAUCGUGGUGUAAUGAUAAGUAGUAUACAAAUAGAUCUACAGUCUUUUCAGAAAUGCAGAUUUCCUAAUGGUAGCUUAUUGCCUUUCAUUUACUUAUUGGUCUUCUGUAAUUUCUGUUCUGUGCAGUAUCAACUAAAAUUGUGAAGACUCACAGAUAUUGUUUACCUGCUUUUAAAAUGUGAAAUGAAUUGUCAUCUCAGCCAAAUCUCAGUACUGGGUUGUUUGUUUGGGGUGGGUUUUCUUUGGGGGGAGGAGGGGUAGGGGCGUUGCUUUUCUGUAUCAGUCAAGGAAUUAAUAGAACCAGUUUUUAUUAUACUGGUAAACUUAAUUUGUACCAUUGUCAAAUAAAAUACAUAAACAGA
Molecule: messenger RNA, 3476 nt
Organism: Dromaius novaehollandiae (emu)
Lineage: Eukaryota; Metazoa; Chordata; Aves; Casuariiformes; Dromaiidae
Gene: EXTL2
Product: exostosin like glycosyltransferase 2
Exons: 6
Coding region: 388-1383 (331 amino acids)
Cellular component (GO): membrane
Molecular function (GO): glycosyltransferase activity
Source: RefSeq, a predicted model, not a curated record